AGAGAGAGAGAGAGAGAGAGAGAGAGAGAGAGAGAGAGAGAGAGAGAUAAGUAGUAGUGCACCACUUGUAAGGUGAUUAAUUUAGCUUACAUGUUUUCCUGUUUCACGCAAAGCAAAGUCAUUUUGACUUGAUUCUUUCUUACCCACCAUUUACUUCCCCACUUUUUCUCUUCUAUAUUACACUUAUGUCCCAACCCUCCGGUUUCCUCAUUCAAAUAUAUACCACUCUCUAGAGUCAUUUCCUACUCACAUUUGCUCUCAAACAAAACUCAAAGAGAGAGAGAGAGAAAGACAGAAAAACCCACUAACUAGUACUACUUCUACUCUACUCCUACGAUGGCCAAAGAGUUUCAGAAGAACCCAAUGUUCAUAGAACAAAAUCAUCCACAACCUCACCACAAUUCUGCCGUUAUAGAAAACGGUGACUUUCGUAAGAACGUUGAUGAAGAUGGCCGCCCCAAAAGAAGUGGGACAUGGGUAACGGCGAGCGCACAUAUCAUCACGGCGGUGAUUGGAUCGGGAGUACUGUCGUUGGCGUGGGCCAAUGCUCAGUUGGGUUGGGCUGCAGGCCCAGCUGUUUUGAUGGCCUUUUCUUUCAUCACCUAUUUCACUUCUACUCUUCUAGCCGACUGCUACAGGGCCCCAGACCCCGUUACCGGGAAGAGAAAUUAUACCUACAUGGCCGCCGUGAAAGCCUACUUAGGUGGGAGAAAAGUACAGCUUUGUGGGUUGGCUCAGUAUGGUAAUUUGGUUGGAAUAACAGUCGGUUACACUAUUACUGCCUCUAUCAGCAUGGUGGCUGUAAAAAGGUCGAAUUGCUUUCACAAAGAGGGUCACUCGGCUAAAUGUUCAAUCUCAAAUUACCCGUUUAUGAUAAUAUUUGCUUGCAUCCAAAUUAUUCUGAGUCAAAUACCGAAUUUUCAUGAUCUUUCUUGGCUCUCUAUACUCGCUGCUGUUAUGUCCUUCGCUUACUCUCUUAUCGGAGUUGGACUCUCCAUCGCUAAAGUUGUAGGGGGGACGCAUGUGAAGACAACCUUAACGGGAGUGGAAGUUGGGAUAGACGUUACAGGAUCGGAGAAAGUUUGGAGGACUUUCCAAGCCAUUGGAGAUAUUGCCUUUGCUUAUGCCUUUUCAACUGUUCUCAUUGAAAUACAGGACACGUUGAGAUCAAGCCCACCAGAAAACAGGAGUAUGAAAAAGGCAACUUUUGCUGGAAUUAUGACUACAACGACUUUCUAUAUUCUAUGCGGUUGUGUUGGUUAUGCAGCAUUUGGAAAUAACGCACCAGGAAAUUUCCUCACUGGAUUUGGGUUCUAUGAACCAUUUUGGUUGAUCGAUUUGGCCAACGUUUGCAUUGCCAUUCAUCUUAUUGGUGCCUAUCAGGUGUUCUGUCAGCCCAUAUACGGACUCGUAGAAGGAUUCUGCAAUAAACGCUGGCCAGAAAACAAGUUCAUAUCGCGUGAGUAUGCCAUGAACAUUCCAUUCCAUGGUGUCUACUAUUUGAGCCCCUUCAAGUUGGUGUGGAGAACCGCAUACGUUGUAGUGACGACAUUAGUAGCUAUGAUAUUCCCUUUCUUCAACGACUUCUUGGGUCUCCUUGGAGCAGCAUCGUUUUGGCCGUUGACUGUUUACUUCCCCAUUGAAAUGCAUAUUGUUCAGUCAAAAAUACCCAAGUAUUCAUUCAGAUGGAAUAUGCUCAAGAUCUUGAGCGGUGCCUGUUUGAUUGUGUCCAUUGUCGCUGCUGCCGGAUCUAUUCAAGGCUUGGCCACAGAUGUCAAGACAUAUAAGCCAUUCAAAACACAAUGAUCCAUCACAAUAGCCUUAGCUAGUUGUCCCCAACGGUGUGUGUAGUUUCUUCCCUCUCAGUAUUAAAAAAAAAAACCAUAAAAAUUAUUAUUAUUAUUAUAAAAUACCUUACCUGCAAGUCUGUAUGUUAUCUUCAAUACCAAUGCUGUAAGGUCUUAGUCUGCUGAUCAAUGUUAGUAUUAUUCGUCAGAAGAAAAAUUGCAAAACAAAAUUUCUUCAAUAUAAGACUUUUACUUCUACAAUAACUCUUAAUUGCGACGUUUUUCAUCAACCAGCCUAGAAAAAAUGAAAUCAAAUAAAGAAUAGAAAAACUGUGAAAAAAUGAGAGGAACUAUUUCUAGUCCCUAUUCAAAAGAAGCUUAAGACCUACUAUUAAUGUGCAGCUAAUAAGGACUGAUUCACAUGAA
Messenger RNA from Cannabis sativa, 2213 nucleotides. Its product is annotated as amino acid permease 6. Bases 337 to 1806 code for a protein of 489 amino acids. The transcript has 7 exons. Gene Ontology annotation, cellular component: plasma membrane. Lineage: Eukaryota; Viridiplantae; Streptophyta; Magnoliopsida; Rosales; Cannabaceae. The record is from RefSeq and is a predicted model, not a curated record.